CUGCUCACCUCUGUCCUGCCUGUCUGGGCUCUCUCUGCCUCUGUGAAUGUGGGAAUUAUUAAUGGAACGGAGGCUGAACCUCACUCCAGACCCUACAUGGUCUCAGUGCAGAAAGACAACGAACAUUAUUGUGGUGGCUUUCUGGUGUCUCAUUUCUUUGUGAUGACAGCAGCACACUGUUGGGAAAAGGGAAUGGAGUUGACAGUGGUGUUGGGAGCUCAUGACCUGUCAAUCAAAGAGACUUUCAGUUACCGUUUGAGUGUUAAACUCUAUCAUGUCUACCCUGGUUUCAACAAAACCACUUUAAAGAAUGACAUCAUGCUUUUGCAGCUUCCUCAGAAAGCGCAGAAGAGCAAGACAGUGGACACAAUUCCAUUUGCGCGAAAAGACAAAAAAGUGAAAGCUGGUGCCAAGUGUGAUGUGGCUGGUUGGGGUUCGAAGAAGAGGAAUGGACCCAGAGCUCCAAAACUGCAUGAGGCCGAUGUCAAAGUAGCCAGCAAGAAAAAAUGCCAGGCUUAUCGUUCUUAUGACCCCUCUGUCAUGUUGUGUAUCGGUGGGAAAGCAGGUUUUUGUAAGGGAGACUCAGGGGGACCUUUGGUGUGUGAGAAAGAAGCAGUGGGGCUGGUUUCAUUCAAUGAGAAAGGAAACUGUGACAAACCUACAAUCCCCAAUGUUUACACCAAGAUUUCUGCCUUUGUGCCUUGGGUUGAAGCUGUUAUUAAAAGUGUGAAGUGA
Molecule: messenger RNA, 735 nt
Organism: Chanos chanos (milkfish)
Lineage: Eukaryota; Metazoa; Chordata; Actinopteri; Gonorynchiformes; Chanidae
Product: mast cell protease 4-like
Exons: 5
Coding region: 97-735 (212 amino acids)
Biological process (GO): proteolysis
Molecular function (GO): serine-type endopeptidase activity
Source: RefSeq, a predicted model, not a curated record